AGUUCUGAGGUAUUUUAUAAGUUGUAAACACAACUGGCGGUGUAAAGAGUCUAGAGUCACCAUGGAUGAAGACGCACUGGAAGUAAAGGAUGACUCUCGGCCGUUUUACAGCAGGAAAAAUUGUCGAAUAGGGUUAUAUAUUGACAUUUAUGAUGCCAAACCAAUAGAUCCCACAGAGUUUGGUUCAGAGCAGUUCUUCCUAAUGUCGCUCAAAGAUAAAGUCGGUGAAUAUUUUGAGGAAUUUGAUUUGGUGAAAGCCAAAGGAAUUCUUGAAAAGAAAAAUGUCUUCAAAGGAGUGAUUUUGGAAAAGUUUGACAUGGGUCUGGUUCUCACCCUAGCAUUUGAUAACGUAGAUGCUCUAGACGCAGUUUGGAAGCUGUUUCAACCCAACAAGCUCUCAGCGUUGGUCAAUGAGAUGUUUCUGGACCAGAACGCCUUGAAGGCAUUGGGGCUUAAAACGUUGACGCUUCAAGCCAGGCUGUGGGAGGAUGAAUACAACUAUUGUCGUAACGAAAUCCUUUCUGCAGGUCCAGCUCGAGUUAGCAUCAAGAAAACUGCAAAUGGCAUCAGCAUGCUCAGAAGACUCCGAGAAUCGCAGAAGAUCUUACAGAAUCACGUCAUGAAAUGUCGUGACCAAGAAACCGUAUUUGACCGGAACUUAGGCGAGUUCAUUAUGGAGGUCAAAGGAAUGCUUCCGGAAAACGUCACUUCCAUCAACAAUCUGAAAGAAUUCGUGACGAAUUUAAAAAUGGCGAAGGGCACAAAUCGUAAGGGGUUUCCUUACAUCGAACAAUACUUAAUAACCAUUGAAAUGAUUCGCGAAGCGUUUGCGGAACUAGAGUUCAUCAUUUUACAUCCGUUAGCGCAAAUCCAUGCCGCAUGUGAAACGGACAAUCAGAGACUUCUUAAGAAAUCCGUCUUCGAAACGCACACGGAUAUGACUAAACGUUUGAAGUCGGACCAGGAUCUGCAGAAGAUAGUCCACAAGGAAUGGGAAAAUAAGGUGCUAUUCCGCGAACGGAAGCUGUUAUUAGGUCUAGUAAGCCUUAUACCUCUGAGUUUAGAGAAAAUAUUAGACAUUGAUCAUAUGGUGGACGAGUACAUUACCAGCUACCCGGAGAAGCUGAAGAUUUAG
This is a messenger RNA of Lottia gigantea (owl limpet), 1135 nucleotides long. RefSeq lists its product as hypothetical. The coding region runs from base 62 to 1135 and encodes 357 amino acids. Lineage: Eukaryota; Metazoa; Mollusca; Gastropoda; Lottiidae. The record is from RefSeq and is a predicted model, not a curated record. The transcript is spliced from 5 exons.